Messenger RNA from Aspergillus caelatus, 1593 nucleotides. Its product is annotated as alpha/beta hydrolase family protein. The transcript has a single exon. The coding region runs from base 218 to 1531 and encodes 437 amino acids. The record is from RefSeq and is a predicted model, not a curated record. NCBI's taxonomy places the organism in Eukaryota, Fungi, Ascomycota, Eurotiomycetes, Eurotiales, Aspergillaceae.
CAUGAUUGUCUUGAGAAUCAAAUUGAAGCUUCCCCCCAAAACACUGUAUUUCAAAAGUCUAAGCUCAAGUUACCGAGGUUUAGAACGUGCAUGCUACUGGUGUGGUCUGUAGUGCCAUCGGCUCCUAGCUAUAAAUUAUUGAAGCGCGUACGCAGUGGGCUUUUAUCUGGAAUACAAUGAGAACGACACUUUUCCCUCGCUAUUAGAUCAAUCGAAAAUGAUCUCCGAAGCCCUUGUCUCGCUCCUCGCAAUAACACAAACCACAGAUCUUGCUGCUCGGUUCACCGGCGUCCACCCCUUCCUCCCCUUACUAUCAGCAACCCGAUUCGGCACUAUAGGCGGAAUAUCCCAACCGAAAAUCCUACUCGAGCUGAAACAAUGCAAGUCAUUCAAUGAUGACUACUGGCCAGCAUAUUGGACUUCACUGGCAGAGUUGUAUCUCCUGCGGCUAGACACUGAGUUAAAAAGGUGGAAGCUUGACCCUAAGCAGGCAUGGCUAGAGAACGAGCCGAAGAGGUCGCCAUCACCGGACCUACUGGCCUUCCUUGCCCAUGGAAGCACCGUUAUUACGCAGACACCGCCCGGUACCGUGAUCGAUGCCAAUGACUCUUUGAACUCCGCCACUCCACCCGAGAUUCUUAGUAGCCGCAUCGCGGUGGAUGCCUUGGUGAAGGCCAUAGCGUACCUCUUCAUCGCAGCUUGGCCAGGUCGGACACCGAACCGGGAUAAGGCAUAUUACUCCUGUGAGGCCCUCUUUGACAUCCUAUUGGAUGCUGUUGCACCGACGAUCGAUCUCAAAGUUGAACGACAUGUUGUGAGGUCACAAGGCGAGGAGAUUAAGGUGUACGGCCUAUUGCCAGAGGCUACUCAACCAAUCGGGAUGCCCGGGGUCCUCUUCACGAAUGGACUCGAAGGCACCAAUGUUGAAAGCAUCAUGACUGUGUUGCGCACACGGUCAGUUGUUUCGAGCGCUUGGUUCUUCAUGGAGAUGCCGGGUACGUAUAGAUACAAGAGGCCGUUGUGUAAAGAUUCCUCGGAGCAGAUAUAUGGUGAUGUGCUAUCAUUCAUCGAAUCCCAUUCAGCCAUUGAUCGGUCAAGGCUGGGAAUGGUCGGGGUCAGUUUCGGUGGGAACUGUGUGACGCGGAUGGCAAUUGCAGAUGAGCGUCUGAAGGCAGUUGUUAUCAACGGGGCACCUUUGGCUCGAUCCUUAAGCCCCACGGGGUCAUUUGGAAUGCCUGAAAUUCUUGUUAGGUCCCUAUUCAAUGUUGUAGGAGCUGGCGGUAUUCAAGCUCUAAUGACGAGCCUUCAUAGCCUUCGUCCUUGUCGGGCUGACAUUGAACGCAUACGCUGCCCUGUUCUUGCGAUUAAUGGCGAGAGGGAUACCUUGGUUUCAACUCAAGACACAAUUGACCUCGCAAAUUGGGCUCCAAGAUCUGAACUCAUGUUAUUUCCCGACGAUGACCACUGUGCUAUGGGGCAUAUUCGGGAGUGGCAGGAGCAUUCCUCGGAGUGGCUCAUGAGGGCUCUUUAGCAGCAGGGAGAUAUUCGAUUAUUAUUUCAAUUAUUGAUUUUCUUCAUUCCCCUAGAAUGCCG